AUGACCGCCGAGCCCCUGGAAGAGGCUGAAGCCACCAGCAGGCCAGUAUACGAUCUUCCCGACGCCUCCGUGGGCAACGAAGCUGAUGACAACUCUUCAGAAUCGCCUGGAGAGUCCCAAAGUCAGGACUUCCUGCCUGAUGAUGUCCCACCGGUAGGUAUCACUGCGGCAUUCUCCGAACAUGAGGAUGUAGACCAGGCCUCUGAGACGACAGCCGUUGCCGCAGAGAACGAUGAAGAUCAACUCACGAUUGCGGCUGACACCUUCAUGGGGCAGGAUGAAGACCGGGCCCCCGUGCAGAGUGCCACCUCCAUGGAGCAAUAUGUAGACCAAGUGUCCGUGCAGAUGGCCACUCUCACUAGGCAGGAUGAAGACCAGGCCUCCAUGCAGACUGCCACCUCUAAGGGACAGGAUGAAGACCAGGCCUCCAUGCAGACUGCCACCUCUAAGGGACAGGAUGAAGACCAGGCCUCCAUGCAGACUGCCACCUCUAAGGGACAGGAUGAAGACCAGGUGUCAAUGCCAAUCACCCCUCCCAUGGGACAGGAUGGAAAUCAGGCCUCCAUGCAGUUAGCCACUUCCAUCGGGAAAGAUGUAGAGAUAGUCAUCUCCAUGAAUAUGCCAACUUCUGGGGACAAAGAUGAGAACCCAGACGCUCCAAGCCAAAACCAGGAGAAUCUUGAAGGGAACUCAUCUCUGCUGCCCCAAGACCCAGGUAUCCUGCAAGUGUUUGUGGGCUUCCAGAACCCAGUGUGGGACAGACUGGCUGAAAAUAACCGCACAAGUCGGAGCCGCACAGUUUUCCCAAGUGACUCCCAGAACCAGGAAAAGACACCAGGAAAACUGCAUGUUCCUGAAGAGGAGCCAGAAAUAGCUCCAAAAGCUGAGGUCCCAUCUGCUCUGCCUGAAGAUGUCCAGCCUUCUGUGGGAGCUACUGACCCAUCCACUUUGAAUACCAGUAAUCCUGACCAAGAACCCAAGGGCAUCACCAAAUCUGCUGAGCAGGAAGCUGAAGGUUUCGGGGCCUUGAACCCCGAAAGCAAAGAUAGACCUCCAGGGCCUACCAGGGAAGAUUUAGCUGAUGAAUCAAGGAUCCCGCAGACACCCCCACCUUUCUCCAGCUCCCCAGGAGGCAGUCCACCUCCCUCUCCAGGUCCCUGCCACGCGUCCCUGGGCAGGAACCUUCUAGACCCCAGCCUGUACAGGCCUGAUGUGGAGAAUGACUACAUGCGCUCCAUGACCAGCCUGCUGGGCGGUGGUGAGGGCUCCAUCAGCUCCCUUGCAGACAUCCUGGUGUGGUCAGACACAGCCACCGGCAUGGGCGUGGCCGUCGGCAUCCUGACUUCAGGCUACAGCUCUCCAGCUGACAGGCUCCACGAAGAGGGUCCCAGCCUGCGCACUGUCUCCAGUCUCUUGGGUAGUGCCAGGUCAGCUCUCUCCUCUGGUUUGGUGGCUGGAACCGGCUCGGCCCUGCGCUCAGUCACGCACCUGCUGGAGUCUGUGGAGAGACGAACUGUAGAAGGCAUCCGGUCAGCUGUUCGCUACCUGGCCAACCACUUCACCUCAAGAUGGGCUCGCGCUGGCCCCAAUAGUGACUAG
Messenger RNA from Microtus ochrogaster (prairie vole), 1599 nucleotides. It is a transcript of the gene Tex44, whose product is annotated as testis expressed 44. The transcript is spliced from 2 exons. Lineage: Eukaryota; Metazoa; Chordata; Mammalia; Rodentia; Cricetidae. Bases 1 to 1599 code for a protein of 532 amino acids. The record is from RefSeq and is a predicted model, not a curated record.